AGAGGGAGAAGCAGGCUCCAAGCAGGGAGCCCGACGCGGACCUCGAUCCCAGGACCCCGGGGUCACGCCCUAGGCCAAAGGCAGGUGCUCAACCGCCGAGCUGCCCAGGGAUCCCUCUUUGUUCCGUUUCAUCAGUGGCCAACACGCGUGGAUUUCCAGGCUACUUGAGCCGCAGACCAUGAAGGGAAGAGCCCGUGACAUUAGAGCUUUAUCACCGCACCAAGGAGUCUUAGAAUCGCAAGGCACCCCCCCCCCCAUGCAGUAACUUCUUUACCAGCGUGUCUGGCACGUGGUCAUGCAGAUGCAGGACAGGCACCGCUCCGGGCCCAGCUCACACACACACAAAAUCAGACCGUCUUUUACCGAGUCCCCGUAGCGGCUCUAAGGUUGUCCCACUCUUGUGUCGAGCUACAUUGUGCCUUCGGUGACUCUCGCACCCGGGGCCUGAUGCCACCUGCCAGAGCAGCCGCCGAGUGAACGAAGGACGCAGGAAGGAUCUUCAGACACGGGCUGGUCUGGCAAGCUCCUUAAAUUGCUUUUUGUUUUGACGGAUCUCAGACUCUUCCCCGUUUUGAAUGACUCCUUUUGGACAGGAGUCACUGUAAAUGCUCUUCUCCAACCAACCAAACAAUAUCCAACACCGUGGUGAAUAGUCUCCAGUAACACAGUUAGGUAAUAGGGGCUACCGCCCCCACACCCGCUGCACUCCAGCUUGGGGUUCAGAGACUUGUACAUUUCACCCGAAGAUGAUAAACACACAGUCAAGCCCAGACCUGCCUGUGCAAAAGAGAAGCCCCGAACCCACCAUAGAGGGAGGGACGGCGGCAGUUCACCGGCUUACACCUACGUGCUGGUGGCUGGCUUUGCUCUGCCCAGGCAGGGACCGGAGACGUGGCUUGGGAUUGUGGAAGGUAGAAAUUUGUGAGAUGGGUCCCCUUCAUGAUGCUGGCUCCUCUAAUAGGUGUAAAAUCUAUGACAAGGGGCCAAGAAAACCCUGCUAUAGACCCCAGGAAGUGAUGAGAAAGUUCAGUAGGGCUUUAGGUAAAAUUAAAAAAAAAAAAAUAUAUAUAUAUAUAUAUCAAUCAUGCUGGAGAAAUUACCCUCCAGUCUUGCGAUAUGCGCUGAUUUGAGGCCUGAUAUCAUCCACCAGGACAGUGAGCCUCACACUGAGGAAUUACAUAAGAACUGAUGGGGACCGUUGGCAUUCCUAGGACCUUGCCAGCAGCAAAAUGCAAAACAGUUCUCCAUGAAUUUCCCCUGCAAUAUAGGUCAGAUGGGACGCUCACAGGGAAACAAUUAUAAAACCUCAAUGGAAGUGUACGGAGAGGAGGACGUAAGAACAGUGCUCGUUACGUUCGUGGAAGAGUCAGCAGUCACGGUAAGAAAAUUCACGUCCCAAGAGCUGCAGGUAACGAAGUAAGGUAAAAGAUAAUAAAACAAGUAUGCCAAAAAUGUAAAAUCAGCUAAAAUGGAAAAAAAAAAAAAAGGAAGAGAAACCCUCACAAGAAGAAGAACAGUAUGAUGAAAACAGUAGGAUUUCCUCAAAAAAUCAGUUGGACCUAAUUUAAGGACUUAGGAACCAGUCUCCAGUAUUAGCAAGUCCGUGAAAAAGUCAGUAGCACAACUGAGAUAGUUGAGUUGGUGACGUAGAAGGUGGUCCCCAGAAAAGUACCCAAAAGUGCAGGAAGGGAGGGAAAAGGGAGGAAAGAAUAACUGUGAGCCGAAGAGACGUAGGGGAGAGCGAGAAACUGCAGCGGGUUUGUGCUGGGACAUCUAGGGCCGACUCACAGGGGCCCUGGAGAAGCAGCCCUGAAAAUAUAAUAACUGGGAGCCUCAGAAACGAAAGAAAUACCUGAAAACUCCACCUAAGGAAGCGCGAGGGCUCCCAAGCUGGCUGGCUGCAGUGCGGGGUCCUUGCACACAUGGCUGCUGUGAACACGGGUCUCGGUGUGCCUGGGUGUGCCCGGGUGUGCACUGGGGCUGGUGGUGCCGUCGGGUGUGCAUGGGUGUGCACGGGGCUGGCGGUGCCAUCGGGCGCACAAGGGUGUGUAUGGGAGCUGGUGGUGCCGUCGGCUGUGCACAGGUGUGCAUGGGUGUGCACGGGGGCUGGCGGUGCUGUAGGGCACGCGUGGUAUGUAUAGGUGUGCACAGGGUUUGGCGGUGCCAUCGGGCGCACAAGGGUGUCCACGGGGGCUGGCGGUGCCGUUGGGUGUGCAUGGGGGCUGGCAGUACUGUUGGGUAUGCAUGGGAGUACAUGGAUGUGCACAGGGGCUGGUGGUGCCAUCGGGCAUGCACGGGUGUACAUGGGUGUGCACCAGGGCUGGCGGUGCCAUUGGGCAUGCACAGGCAUGCACGAGUGUGCACCGGGGCUGGCGAUGCCAUCGGGCACACACGGGUGUGCACAGUGGGCACUGGGCACUGGGGCUGGUGGUGCUGAUGGGUGUGCACUGGUGUGCAUGGGUGUACAUGGGGGCUGGCUGGUACCAUCAGGUGUGCACAGGUGUACACGGAUGUGCACAGGGACUGGUGGUGCCGUUGGGCAUGCACUAGUGUGCACGGGUGUGCACCGGGGCUGGUGGUGCCGUCAGGUGUGCACAGCGCCCACGGGGUAGCUGUGAGCCAAGGCUGCGCAGACCCGGUCCGUGAUCUGUGACCCCAGCUGUGGAUGCGGGGACCCUGCUUCACCACCGCCUCGGGUGGGGACCAAGGGCUCACCCUGGAGCAUGUGAGGAGCGUGCGCAGGCAACGUCCACACUGGCCCGGCUCCUGCUGCGCCCGUACUGCUGCUGGCAGCACUACCUGUACUGAUGGCUGAGCAGUGGGACCGGGGACCUCGGUGCCCAGCUCCCCCUCCUCCUCCCUCCCCGCCGUCUCGGCCCCAGGGUCCCGGAACCUCACACCCUUACUCACAUUCCUCUCCUAGGUGGGAAAAUCCCGAAAAUCCGCCGGUCCUCCCCGACCUCCGUUGCCAGCACAGUCAGGGCCUGCCGGGGGGUCUUAGGGACGAAGGUGCGAGGUUCGGUGCGAAGAACGUGAUACUUGGGAAGAACGCAGCCGAGCUAGGGGCCCAGCAUCCCCACUGACACCCGCGGAAAUCUGUCCUCGCACCGCUUAGCCCAGCAGUGAAAGAAACCUACUUCCGGAGAUGCAGCUGCAGGUUAGGGCGGUGGCAGCGCUGGAAAGGUAGAGGGAGGACACACUUGAGAUGCUUCCAAAGACGGGGCUGGAGGAGUUGCCCAGGAUUCGGCUUCACCCGGGACGUGCGGGAGCUCGUGAAGAUGCUGCAGCUGCGCUACCCCUUGGAGAUCCAGCUGUCCGCCGGCUGCGAGGUGCGCCCCGGGAACACCUCUGAGGACUUCUUCCACGCAGCCGUCCAGGGGGAAGAGAUCCUGAGUUUCCAAGGGUCUCACUGGGUGCCCGCACCCCAGGCCCCGCGCUGGGUGCACAGGGCCACCAAGGAGCUCAACAAGGACCAGGGGACCAGGAGGACGGUGCAGGAGCUCCUCCAGGACACCUGCCCCCCUUUUGUCAGAGGCCUGCUCGAGGCAGGGAGGUCGGAACUGGAGAAGCAAGUACGACCCGAGGCCUGGCUGUCCGCGGGCCCCGCUCCCGGGCCUGGCCGUCUGCGGCUGGUGUGCCACGUCUCCGGCUUCCACCCCAAGCUUGUGUGGGUGACGUGGAUGCGGGGCGAGCAGGAGCAGCGGGGCACCCGGCAAGGCGACGUCCUGCCCCAUGCUGAUGGCACGUGGUAUCUCCGAGCGACCCUGGACGUGGCGGCCCGGGAGGUGGCCGGCCUGUCCUGCCGGGUGAAGCACAGUAGUCUAGGGGGCCAUGACAUGGUCCUCCACUGGGGGGGGAGCCGCUCCUCCGCGUGGCUGGUCGCCGUGGCCGUGCUGGGGUCCCUCCUGGUGAUCGGGUGCCUUGGAUGCUCAGCCGCCUGGUGCAGGGCGCGCCGCUCCUAUCAAGACAUCUUGUGACUGUGCUCGCCGCACCUGCCCGUGUAGGACUCAGGACCCCAAGGGCCCAGGACAUGGGCGCAGCGGCUGAGGGUGAAGAAGGGCUGCCCCGGGGACACAGGACACUCACAGGGCAGCUCGCAUCAUAGCCCUUUAACAGUCUAAGGUCAAAGCUCUUUCUCAGUAAACUGCAAGUUUAUAAACCGCAAGGGGUUCUGUAAACCUGGGCGUGCAAAGGUCCGGGGGCAAGCAGGGAACCGCGCUCGAGGCCCUGUGCGGCCGUCGGUGUUGGGGUGGCGCCCUCGGCCACGAUUUGGGAAGCGCUCCUGCCCCAGGAAGUCGGAGAGGAAGGGGCGCAUGAAUAGAGGAAGAGCCUACAUUUUCCAGGGGAGCGGACGGCUGGGUUCUCGCGCGAGCCCCUUAACACGGGCACUCGAGCUCUUCCAAGAUGCGUGCCCCACGCCGCGUUCCCCUGGGCGGCUCCCGGAUGGCCGCGGGCGGUCUCAGGGUUCGGGUCUCUUUUGGAAAAGAGCUGGUCCUGAAUGACAGGUUGGUAGUUCGGGGGCACAGCUGCUUCUGCGAAUUUGGCUUUAUCAAGGGCGACAUGUUCCUCUUUCAGAGAAAGGCUGUGAGAAACGGGGGUUUCUCAGGGUUUAUUUGCUGUAACUGAUUUGCAAAGGGGAAAUGGGAGCGGGUUAGGAAAAAACAAAACAAAACAAAAAGUUACUCUGGGUGGGGCAGUUUUUCCCAAAUGGCCAGUCGCUUUGUUGAGAUUGGAGGAAGGGAGUCCUGAAGGAGUCGGCUUGGGCCGGGGCUGCGCUGGUCCCGCCCAGUUGGGGACCCUCGAGUGUCUCCGGGAAGUGGGGCUAAACUUUGGAGAGUGUUUGCUGGAGAGAAUUAGGAUAUUCGGCCUCUUGUAUGCUGGGCCCGCAGGUGGAGCCUUGGAUGUGGGCGAGGACCUCCCGGCUCCCAGGGCCCUGGUUCCCAGCUGCCUUCUCCUGACCGGGACCCCGUCUCGGCCCUACUAAGUGAGGGACGGGAGCGGGGCCCCCGGAAUGUGUGUCUGAACAGGCCUUUGGGGGGUUCUGACGUUCAGACGCGGCGCCUCGACUUUGGGGAACGCGGUGCCACGGAUUCCUCCGACAGCUAGUGGGGCCCUGGGCCUGGGCUUAGUCGGGGGUGGGAGGGGCCUUCCUGGAAGGGGAGGCGGAGGCGAACCAGCAAGGGCCUUGGCCGCGGGGUCCUCCUGUGUCAAGUGGAAGCAGGAUCCUGACUCAGGCGCCCGGCCUUGGGCCCCAGCCUGCAGAACGGGGUAUAAGCCACCCCUUCCUUGGCAUCUGGGCACAGCGCCCGGUGGGCGACAACAGGUGACCUCCUGGGGGUGGGGAGCAAAUGCGGACCAGCGUGUGGUGUGUAACGCCUUCACCGCAGGAGCCUGGGGGUGCCCGGGGCCCCAUGGGCGGGCGCCUACCUUCAGCCCAGGGCAUGACCCCGGGGCCCCGGGAUUGAGUCCCGCAUCGGGCUCCCUGCAUGGAGCCUGCUUCUCCCUCUGCCUGUGUCUCGGCCUCUGUCUGUCGUGAAUAAAUAAAAUCUUUAAACAAAAAUAAAGA
Nyctereutes procyonoides (raccoon dog) is the source of this 5566-nucleotide messenger RNA. Its product is annotated as antigen-presenting glycoprotein CD1d-like. The transcript is spliced from 7 exons. Gene Ontology annotation, molecular function: exogenous lipid antigen binding; lipopeptide binding; endogenous lipid antigen binding. Gene Ontology annotation, biological process: antigen processing and presentation, exogenous lipid antigen via MHC class Ib; antigen processing and presentation, endogenous lipid antigen via MHC class Ib; positive regulation of T cell mediated cytotoxicity. Gene Ontology annotation, cellular component: external side of plasma membrane. NCBI's taxonomy places the organism in Eukaryota, Metazoa, Chordata, Mammalia, Carnivora, Canidae. The coding region runs from base 3279 to 3977 and encodes 232 amino acids. The record is from RefSeq and is a predicted model, not a curated record.